This is a messenger RNA of Peromyscus maniculatus bairdii (prairie deer mouse), 823 nucleotides long. Its product is annotated as dynein light chain roadblock-type 1-like. The record is from RefSeq and is a predicted model, not a curated record. Gene Ontology annotation, biological process: microtubule-based movement. Gene Ontology annotation, cellular component: cytoplasmic dynein complex. NCBI's taxonomy places the organism in Eukaryota, Metazoa, Chordata, Mammalia, Rodentia, Cricetidae.
CACAGGAACAGGAAAUGCUGUGACCUCCAUGGGUACUGCCUUUGUGAGCUCAGCACCGAACACUGGCUCUCGAAGUGACAGCAUGGCCAUGAGAUGGGCACAGGACAAGGAAGGCUCUGAAAUGCAGUCGGCUGGCAAGCAGGAUAAUGGUGCAGAAGAACAUCACCGACAGCUCCGAGCUGCCGGCUCUGUGGCUGUUAGAGCUUUAUGAGCUGUUUAAGUUUGGCACAAUAAUCAUGUAUUCCUUUGGAAUAAGAAGAAAUGAAGUAUUUUAAAAGCUGAAGAGCUUGCUGGUGAGAGCCUUCUUGGCCUAGCCCUGCUUCCUUCCAGUGUGCACAGCAGGGCUGUGAUUGGCAUUUCCAUUCCUGUGGCUCUUGACCCACGCCCACCCCAGGCAUGGUAUGAGCAGGACUAAAUGGAAAAACUAGAUAUCUUCCAUGCUAAAGAAAUCCAGAAGAUGCUGCUGGAUCAGUCCGAGAAGGCAGAGGUGGAGGAAACACUCAAGAGACUUCAGAGCCAGAAAGGAGUGCAGGGAAUCAUCGUGGUGAACACGGAAGGCAUUCCCAUCAAGAGCACCAUGGAUAAUGCCACUACUACACAAUGUGCCAACCUCAUGUACAACUUCAUCUUGAAGGCAUGGAGCACUGUGAGUGAAAUUGACCCCCAGAAUGAUCUAACCUUCCUUCAAAUUCGCUUCAAGAAAAAUGAAAUUAUGGUUGCACCAGAUAAAGACUAUUUCCCGAUUGUGAUUCAGAAUCCAACUGAAUAACUGAAUUAAGCCACUGUCUUGGCUUUCUGUUUCAUUCCUUAAUUUAACAUCCCC